AUGUUGGCGUCGCAAGGAGUCCUUCUGCAUUCUUAUGGCGUGCCUAUGAUUGUGCCCGCUGCCCCCUACUUCCCGGGACUGAUGCAGGGUAAUCAGGAAGCAGCGGCCGCCCCUGACACCAUGGCUCAGCCUUAUGCCUCAGCGCAGUUCGCUCCACCCCAGAAUGGCAUCCCUGCUGAAUACACAGCCCCUCAUCCCCACCCAGCGCCAGAGUACACCGGCCAGACCACUGUCCCUGACCACACAUUAAACCUGUAUCCUCCUACACAGACGCACUCGGAGCAGAGCGCUGACACCAGUGCGCAGACCGUCUCCGGCACUGCCACACAGACAGAUGAUGCAGCCCCGACCGAUGGCCAGCCCCAGACACAACCUUCUGAAAACACAGAAAACAAGUCCCAGCCCAAGCGGCUGCAUGUGUCCAACAUCCCUUUCCGGUUCCGGGAUCCAGACCUCCGACAAAUGUUUGGUCAAUUUGGUAAAAUAUUAGAUGUUGAAAUUAUUUUUAAUGAGCGAGGCUCAAAGGGAUUUGGUUUCGUAACUUUCGAAAAUAGUGCGGAUGCGGACAGGGCGAGGGAGAAAUUGCACGGUACCGUGGUAGAGGGCCGUAAAAUCGAGGUUAACAAUGCCACAGCACGUGUGAUGACAAAUAAGAAGACUGUCAACCCCUACACCAAUGGCUGGAAAUUAAAUCCAGUUGUGGGCGCGGUCUACAGCCCCGACUUCUAUGCAGGCACGGUGCUGUUGUGCCAGGCCAACCAGGAGGGAUCUUCCAUGUACAGUGGCCCCAGUUCACUUGUAUAUACUUCUGCAAUGCCUGGCUUCCCAUAUCCGGCCGCCACUGCUGCAGCUGCAUACCGAGGGGCUCACCUUCGAGGCCGUGGUCGCACCGUGUACAACACCUUCAGGGCUGCAGCACCCCCACCCCCAAUCCCGGCCUAUGGCGGAGUAGUGUAUCAAGAGCCAGUGUAUGGCAAUAAAUUGCUCCAGGGUGGUUAUGCUGCAUACCGCUAUGCCCAGCCCACCCCUGCCACUGCCGCUGCCUACAGUGACAGUUACGGACGAGUUUAUGCUGCCGACCCCUACCACCACACACUUGCUCCAGCCCCCACCUACGGCGUUGGUGCCAUGAAUGCUUUUGCGCCCUUGACCGAUGCCAAGACUAGGAGCCAUGCUGAUGAUGUGGGUCUCGUUCUUUCUUCAUUGCAGGCUAGUAUAUACCGAGGGGGAUACAACCGCUUUGCUCCAUAUUAAAUGAUAAAACCAUUAAACAAACAAACAAACAAACAAAAACAAACAAACAAAAAAAAACCAACCUUCCAAUGUGGGGAGA
This is a messenger RNA of Apodemus sylvaticus (European woodmouse), 1333 nucleotides long. It is a transcript of the gene Rbfox1, whose product is annotated as RNA binding fox-1 homolog 1. Gene Ontology annotation, cellular component: cytoplasm; nucleus. NCBI's taxonomy places the organism in Eukaryota, Metazoa, Chordata, Mammalia, Rodentia, Muridae. Gene Ontology annotation, molecular function: mRNA binding. Gene Ontology annotation, biological process: regulation of alternative mRNA splicing, via spliceosome; nervous system development. The coding region runs from base 1 to 1254 and encodes 417 amino acids. The record is from RefSeq and is a predicted model, not a curated record. The transcript is spliced from 13 exons.